Molecule: messenger RNA, 1272 nt
Organism: Phytophthora megakarya
Lineage: Eukaryota; Oomycota; Peronosporomycetes; Peronosporales; Peronosporaceae
Source: the annotation of a GenBank genome assembly
AUGGGGUCGACGGAAGACCCCGACCCUAGCUUCAAGGAGAUUCCAGAGUACGAGAACGCCGACGAGGGGGUGAUACUCCAUGAAGGGUCAGACUUAUUCGCAGAAGACGUGGAAGCCGAAAUGGCAGUGUUGCCAGAGGUUCCGUGGACGGCAGAAGUGAAGAUCGAGGAUCUCAAAAUCGGGCGUCCGGAAGGGGUUGACCCGGAGGGAGCUGUAGAGAUGGAAGAACGGCUGCGCCAGAUCGUCUGGAAGAAGCGUAAAUGGAAGAUCGGGAAGGGCAACGCUCUACCACCUGCAGCGAAGGGUGUCAUCUGCGACAUCGAUGUGGGAAACGCGAGGCUCGUCGCACAACGCGUCCGGAAGACCUCGUCGCAGUUUCGCGAGAAACUAGCCGAUCUGAUCCGAGGACUUCUCAGCGCGCGUAUGAUCCGCGCGUCGAAGUCACCUUGGGCUUCCCCCAUCGUCGUCAUCGUGAAGAAGAAUGGCGUCGACAUCAGACUCUGUGUUGACUACAGGUUGGUCAACGGUUUGACCCAUUUGAUGGUGUACCCCAUGUCACUGGUCACGGACCUCUUGGAAGACUUGGAUAAAUACCGAUGGUACUGUUCCCUAGACAUGGCCAGCGGAUUUUGGGUAGUCUCGAUGACGAACCAAGCCCGUCUCAUCUCCGCGUUCAUCACACCAUUCGGGCUGUUCGAGUGGCUGCGUAUGCGAUUCGGUUUAUGCAACACGCCACAGAUAUACCAGCGGUUGACAGACAACGCGCUGUACGGCUUCUGGAAACUCUCGCCAACUGAAGAUACGCGCGACGUUUUCCAGGACGGGGUCCCGUCCAAGCCUGGAACACGGUCCGUGCUUCGUCGACGGUUCUAUAUUGACGAUAUUCUGAUCGAGGGAAAGUCUUGGGAUGACUUGUGCGAGAAGGUGGAGCGUCUCCUCGAAGUUUGCGAGGAGUGGCACCUGUCGAUCAGUAUCGAGAAAAGCGAAUGGGGGAUGCCAAGAGUCGUGUCGGCCGUCCUCACUCAAGAGCAUGACGUAGUGUACAUGCCCGUCAAGUUCACUAGACGGACGUUGAAGCCCAACGAUCUGAACUACAACAUCACCGAGAAGGAGAUCCUAGCGCUGUUGCGCGUCUUGAACGAGUGCCACAACAUGCUGGUGGGAAAGCCGAUACCCGUGUUGACCCGACAUACAACCCUGGGUUGGCUAUUUCGAUCUAAAGGGCUGCAAGGUCGUCUGUCGCAAUGGGCCGCCAUCCUCUCCCCCUGGUGA